Alternaria alternata is the source of this 1417-nucleotide messenger RNA. RefSeq names its product PR-1-like protein. The transcript is spliced from 3 exons. Gene Ontology annotation, cellular component: extracellular region. Lineage: Eukaryota; Fungi; Ascomycota; Dothideomycetes; Pleosporales; Pleosporaceae. The record is from RefSeq and is a predicted model, not a curated record. Bases 496 to 1128 code for a protein of 210 amino acids.
ACCUGUGUCGCCACUAGGUGCCUACGAAACGCAAUGGGCCUGUCCUACCUGCCUUACCUGCAGUCUACCCCGGCUGACAUUACACGAACGGUCGCUACAGUAGGCCUGCUGCCUCUGUUCAUCAUUCACUUUGAUGGUAUUCGGUGCCCGGCUGCUCUUCCUCCAUUGAGUCACCUGGUAAUUGGUCCGCUCUCCGUAACCGUUUGUUUGCGGGGCUAGUACGUGAAGGCAGGCGCGGACUGUCAACACCACGCCAUCGUCGGCCCAAGCCACGUCCUUGACCAUAUAAGCCCGGCCGACCUCGUUCUACUCCUGCUUCGUCACUCGUUGAAAUACUUUCGCUCCUUAGAUUGCCUCUCAUUAAUUUGCUCCAAACCUGUGCACAGCAUCACGAAUCGACUGCACCUGCUGUCCGAACAACUCAUACCUAUUGAAUCUCGCCCUUGGCCCUACACCCUACAAACAGAUAUCCAAUAUCUCUGCCGAAACCUAGCCAUGAAGAUUUUCGCUUCCCUCCUUGCUCUCACGGCAGUCACAGCUGUCGCCGCUCCCGCCAAUGAGAUCAGGCGCCGCGAUCUCGCUGCCGACGAUGCUCCUCAUCAGGACGAUCCGAACUUGAUUAGCGCCGUCAUGCGGGCUCACUGGUACUGGCGCAGAUUACAUUGUGCACAGGACCUUGUUUGGGAUACUGAGCUUGCCAACGCCGCGCGUGCUGAUAUCUCAGAGUGCCCAAAGGACCCCGAACAUAAACGCUCCGGCAGCAAUCUCUCGUCCGUGAACCCACCCCCUGAAGGUUACGAUGCUUGGGUCGAGUUCGCUCGCACUGCUACCCACGGCUGGCACGAGGAGGAGACCAAGUACCCCUACGACAACCCACACUUUGAUCCUGCAUGGGGACACUUCAGUCAGAUGGUCUGGCGUAACAGCACGCGUCUUGGGUGCGCCCUUGGUCACUGCCCCAGCGACGUCAACUGGCCGGGACGCUUCUACUGCUACUAUUCGUUCUUUGGCAAUAAUAUUGCGGCUGGGCAGUUUGAGGCUCAAGUUUGGGCGCCCGUGUGCAAAGAUCCUGACGUUGCUGAGGUCACGAAGCGCGAAGACGUCAAUUUCAACUGGGCUCGCGUUUGAGAUGCCCACGCUUGCUUGUCACACAACUCUGCGUACCGCCUGCGUAACGAGACUUACGACAGCCUAACCUUUCUCUCAUCACGAUGUUUGGCGCUAUACCCUAUUCACGGAUCUCUGUUCACACAUACCUUGUCUACUUGGAGAUUUGCUGCCGCUUGUCUGGCAUGACUUACUAUAUCACUGGUUCUGGCAACACUGGUGGUGGUGAGACGUUGAUGACUAUUACCAGUGGUCGACUGUUACCAGUUGUUGGAAUGUGUCAGGUAAUGAAUCCGGCGUAGCUUGCUGG